Porites lobata is the source of this 11937-nucleotide messenger RNA. Lineage: Eukaryota; Metazoa; Cnidaria; Anthozoa; Scleractinia; Poritidae. The record is from the annotation of a GenBank genome assembly.
AUCUUUUUUUACAAUGCAGCUGAUUGCACUGAUCCUGGACAUCCUAAAAAUGGUUACGGGAUUGUUACAAGGAAAAGCAGUGGGUUUCCCGUGGGAACUGUAAUAUCUUUUUCCUGCAAUCCUAACUAUACCCUGGUUGGUGCUAAAAAGAUAAUAUGCGAGGUAAAAGACAACAAGUAUUCUUGGAAUGGGAAAGUGCCUUCUUGUAAGUGGCUCUCUGGAGGUAUGUAAUAACAACUUCCUUCAUUUUUGUGUUUACAGUUGCUACAGGAACUGCUACGCUAAGCUGUCAUGUGGUGAAGGCCAGGUUAAAAAAAACUGUACUGUGUGAUUCAGUUUGCGAACAAGGAGAAUCUCUUACGCUCUAGUCAUUGCUUGUCAUUUUAUCAGUUUUUUUCUAUUCAAAAGAAAUUUUGCUAAAAAGAGGUGAUUGUGGUUUCUAGCAUGCUACAUAACAUGAAGGUGAAAUAUGACCUGUUGCAUGGAAAAAUUGAUUUUCCUUGAAUGCAAGUAGUCAUACUUCAUUUUCUCUUUGAUGCUUGUCACUGGCAUGCUCUAAUUAUGACAUGAAGGUGAAGCAUAACUUAAUGCAUUAGAUAAAUAAAAUGUAAGCAUAACCUUUUUGCAUACAAUGAAGCCAAUAAAUAAAUAAAAAAUACUUGGGAGGAAAAUGUGAGAGAUCCACUUCCCCUACCCUUUUUCCUACCCUUCCCCCUCUUUUAUCACUCUGCCCUUCAUUUACAUACAUUAUGUACGUCCUUUUAUGUCCUUACUAGUCUUUUUUCAUCCUUGCUAGUCCUUUUAUGUCCUUAUUAGUCCUUUAAUGUCCUUAAUAGUCCUUUUGUCCCAACUGGUCCUUUUCAAUGCGUACUAGUCUUUUUAUGUCCUCACUAGUCCUUUAAUAUCCUUACAAGUGCUUUAGUGUCCAUGUUACAGGUUAAAAUUAAAUUCAUGUUAAAAUUUUUAACCUCAUUGAGUUGAUUCUCAAUUUCCUUUGUUUUCUAGCCGUAACUCAUGAAUUGUUGGGGUUGGGAGACAAAAGAAAUUGAGAAUCAAUUCCAGGUUAAAAAAAUUUAAACCUGAAUUUAAUUUUCAGUGUCCCAGCCAGAGUGUGCCAUUGUGUGAAUCCUGCAAAAGAUCAAGAGAUGGCCGCCACCAAAAGCGUUCAAGAGCCAUUAUGGCCCGUUCCUUCUUUAAUUCCGUGGGCUUAAAAAUGUCUCUGUUACUUAAACUACAAUAAUUUUCCAAUUUAAACAGAAUUUUUAAUCUAAAGAACAAUGACUCCAUACCUUUGUACACAACAUGAAAAUCAAUCGAUGAAUCUUCUUGAGUUUAUCUGAUUUACAGUGAGUGGUCUGGAGACCACUGAGCCUUGACUUAGCUUGUGUAAUAUCGCAGGAGCUCUUUAGGAGCUCAGGCUAGCAUGAUGUUCUUGCCCGAAAAAGGAUAAACCUGACAAACGCAUCUUUGAGGUCUAUCAAAAGUUUUUUCUCAGUAAGUAACGAAAAAGUGGAUAGAGGUGAAGCAGUUCAGAAGAAGUGAAAUUAAGCAGAUCUUGACAGUGAAGUGGAAAAUGAGAUGAAAAAAAUACUUACUAUUUUUAUUGCAUACAUUCUGAUUGUACUGUUUACUUUAUUACCGAAGAUUUCCUCUAUUGUGUAUAAAAAGGGAUGCUCCAUGUCAGCUACAAAUAAACUGCUAUUUUCAUUUCCUUAACUUUCCAACUGUUUCUUCUCUUUUCAUAUUAGACAGAUACUGGUGAAUUGGCCCUUUCUUGAAAAAUCUGGCCCGAAAAAAUGGGUUGUAGAGGCCACUUUGGCCCUCAAGCAGAAUUUUCUGGGUGGAACACUGAUUUUAACCUGUAACAUCUACACUGUACCUUUUAUGUCUACUGUAAGUCAGGAAGGGUGGAAAGCAAAAGUUUUGAUUAUAGAAACUGUUACAUGUACAGUUCAUUUUACAAUACCUGUGAGGAAGAAUUGAGGGAGAGGGGAGAGAUCCACUUCCCCUACCCUUCCGCUACCCGUCACUCUCUUUUAUCUACCCUGCUUGUCAUUUAUAUAUACAGUUAUUUUGAGAAACAUUGUUGGAAAAAAUGCACACAGCAACCCUGAAAGGUAUUUUGGGUGGUUCUUAGUUCAUGGUUCUUCAAAAAAAGUUUGAAAGGAUGGCAUGAGAGGCCAUGGGUGUAUGUUUGCGAGUGCUAAAGCAAUUAACCCUUAAGCCCCAAUAUCAACAUACAAAUUCUCCAAACUGAUCUCUAUACAUUUCCUUAAAGACUGAGUUAAGAGAAUUUGUUAAAAGAUCAAGGCAUUUUUACUUAGGUGAUCAUUUUAUUAAUUCUCAUAACUUAUCUGUUGACAGUGUAUGGAUAUUGUUUGGAGAAAUUUGAUCUUGGUCACUAUUGGGACUUAAAGGGCUAAGCAAUGAAAGUACUGUUGUAGGUGUGACAAGUACACACUGUACCUUAAUACCUAAGACUGGAAGGGCAGAAAGGAGGAUUCUUGAUAGGUGAAGCAGUUGCGUGUACAGUUUAUUUCACUAAAAUGCCCCUUUGAAAUUACCCAUGUCUCUCUUUCAGCUGGUAAAAUUCUUUGGACAGAAUUCUAUAUCUGCAGAGUACAGUUUCAUGUUAAUUCCAACGUACAUUCAAAGUUAUGUCUCAAAUUCUUUGAUUGUGUUCUCUAUCAUUGUUUAGAUUGCCCAUUUCCACCGCCAAACGUCCCUCAUGCCAACAUAGAUAAAACAAAGCAAGUGGGUUAUAAAAAAGGAGGCAAAGCAUAUUAUCGUUGUGUUGAUGGCUAUACUUCUGAACAAGCUGAACCUUACAAGCUAUGUGACAAAGACCCUAUGACUCAAGGAUUUAUUUGGAGUGGUAACUUUACAUGUAAAAGUAAGUAAGAAUGAGGUUAGUUAAUGGUACAAUUUUUAAAAUAAAAAUUAUUUAUUCAGAAGAAACAAGAUGAAAAAUGCUGAUUUUCAAAAAAUCAGCAUGUCAGCACAAAGAUUGGGAGUUACGGAAGAGACAUCUGUACAUGUAUUACGCAAUGUCUGGCUCUGAUGACUUCAUGCAAAUGCUUCUAAUCCUUCUAAAUUUGACUUGGAUGAUAACUUAAGAAGGACAUCUCUUUACUCUUAUACCCUGUAGUUGACUCUCUGUUUUCACAGACACCUCUAUAAGAAGGACAACUCUAUAAAACAGACACCCAGAGUUGGCCCCUGCCUUUCGUACCCCUUUGUUUUCCUCUCUAUAAGACAAACAUCUCUCUAAGCCAGGCACUACAUGUACGUCUUAGUGCCAUUCCUAGAGGUGUCAGUCUUAGAGAGAGUUGACGGACUGUACAUUUGUACACCUGCAUACGAUACCACUCUCUUAAGGAGUAGGGGUUCUGUCCCACCUAUAAUGCAUUUUGAUAAGCAUGUAGACCAAAUUAACCUUAAAAAAAAUUUAUUUUCUUCAGUUGAGGUUUUAGUCUGUACUAGACUAGAGUGGUCUAUACAGAGGCAUCUAACGAUUAUAAACUGUAUAGCUAAAUGUACACUGUAGUUACAGGCAGUCCACACAAUUCACAUCGAUAGGUCCAAAUUGAUCAAAGUAUAUCAACGCUGAAUAAAUGACAAAAUCAGAGAUUUGUGACAAACAAAUAAUUAUGUCUCCUGAGCAUUAUUUUUGAAGUUGCAAGCAACAGGGAUCAACUUUGAAAAACUGUUAGGCUGAACAGUUUUCAAAAACCCUAGUUUCAAUCCGUUUCAAUCUUCUUCAGUUUUGCCCAUCCAUGGUGUCUGUUGUUUCUGUUAUGUUAUUCCUUCAAAUUUUUAAGUGGUUAUUUUUAUGUUCCUCUUAAUUUAAUGGGCAUUUGUAAUUUCCUAAUUUGGCUGAAUUUCGUGACACAGCUCCUUUAAAAGCCCAACAUUCUGAAGGCAGCUUGUAGCUGUUAAUAAUAAUAUUUAAACAUGGCUAAGGAGAAAUGAUUUACAGUUGCAUUUAAAUACAUAUAAUUAUACAUGUUUGUAGCUAGAGUGAUUAAACAGCAUAACUUCUCAACACUCAAGUUGCAUGUCUACCUUGCCGAUCACUUGGAAAUUGUACCUCGACAACCAUACAAUGUAUGUUCUUAGAUUUCCAGUCAAGGUGCAUACCAACAUCAUGGUUGACAAAUUUCUCCUCAAUUUUGCGACAUUAUUUUUCAGCGUUGAUUUAUGAUUCGUAUGUGAUAUUACAAAAUAAUUAUGGCAUCAUGGAAUAACAUUUACAUCUCUGUGCCAGGUUAGUUUGGUGAUAAAAAUGCUCUAAAAAACCCAAACACACGAAAAAGCACAUCAAGAAGGACUCUAUAAGGGAUUUAGUCGAAGUAGUAUUUCAAAAAUUUUGAAAUUUAAAUAAAAUUUAAGCUCUAACUUUUUAAUGUGUGGAGUUCUUGACUGAUACAUCAAACAUGGCAUAAACCCACAACUGUGAGGGUAUUGUCGACCAUGAUAUUGGUAGGUAAUCAAAAUUAUUGGUAUACUUGCAUAAUUUCUUGAGUCAGGGAAAUUAUUAGAAUUGGACAAAACACGAGUGAAAUUGUUUGCUUAUUGGACGUAAAUGUACAGUGUAUUCUGUUACACUUUACAUGUACAUGUAUGCACAUACUACAGUGGUUAUGCAAUGCUUUUGAGUGGUACACCGUGAAAUAUCCCACAAGUGACAUAAUUUUUCUAAGUAUACACACGACCCUUUAGAUGAUUGAAAAAAGAAGACCAACUUGCAACUUACAUUGUACUUUUGAGUAGUAAGCUGUAAAUUAAUCUUAUUGUUGCUUCUUUCAAAUAGAAAAAACUUGUGGCAAUCCCCCUGCCCAAAGCUUAGGAGAUGGAAAUUACAGAUUGUCUGAACUUGGCUCCAGUACUGUUGCCACAUACCGCUGUUCCCCCACCUUCAUCCUCAAGGUUAAGCUGCCUUUAAUACCUGCCAUCCUCGUGGACAAUUAUAACAUAUCCUGUAAUCAGACUGGUUGGUCACGCGUUACACUUACUUGUGGUGAGUUCAUGUAAAUACAUAAUAAUAUUGUAAACAUAAGUACUACAUUGGUUAUCUUAUAUUAUCAGUUCACUUGCAUUUUUUACAUUGUACACUGUAAUAUUAUUGAUAUCAACUCACAAUGAGAUAUUAGUGCAUAACAAAUUUUAUUGCUCACUUUAGCAAAAUGUAGACCCUCCAAGAUCUUACACCAAACAGUAUAAACAUGUAAAGUGACUCUUUCUUCACCUACACUAAGCCUUGAAAACAGUGGACUGACAUGAAUAUUAUCAACAUUGAAUACAAUGAAAUCUCAAAAAAAUUUUUGCAUAAUCUGUAUAAAAUAAUGAACUAAAUAAUGCUUAGUUUGGUCUGCAAAGCCUCUGAAAGGUCAUGUGACCCUUUGGGAUUCUACGGUUACAAUAAUGUGUAAAAAGAUCAUUAUAAAAGUAUAAUUAUGCUAUGACUUACACUGUACAAUAUUGUGUAGCCUGUGCCAGGCUCUUGGUCAGUGCAGAUGAGCGAAAACAGCAAGUGAGCUGUGAAAGAGUGAAUGAGUGAGAAACUGCAGGAAGAGAGAAGGAUAGAGCCUGUAAUCAUCUUUUCAAAUACAUGUACAUGUACCUCAAUCCACGCACUACCCCGCCCACUUUCUGAAAAACCAUUUCCCAUGUCAAUGAUAUGUCACGUGUCACAAUUUCAAAAGGUGCAGUGUAGGAGGGUUCGACGGUCAUGCUGUACAGAUGUACAGGUUCGUUAGAUUCUGUGCACUCAAAGUCAAAUGUUUGACAUAAGUGUUAAAGUAUACUGUCACAAUUGACCAAUCAUAGGGUAUACCAGGAACUGGUAUACCAGAAUGAGGUAAUGAAAGCAAUGCUAACAGGCUCAACUACUCCAUCUUUUUCCAGCCCCCACAUGGUUUUCGUGCAACUUCCUCACUAUCUAGGGGACUGGGACAGGCUAAUUAUGUUACUUCCUCUUAAUAGUACUGGAAAAAUAGAACACCUACUAUGUAGUCAGGUCAAAUGUACUGUACUUAUUCAGUAAAGAACAGCUGGCUAUUAGUGACAGUAAAAAAGCCAUUGUAUCAUUAUUUAUUUAUUAAUUGGCACAUUUGAUCCCUUUACAGUUAAAACCUGCAGAUCUCUUUCUAGACCUAAGCAUGGUCGUAUUAGUUCAAUCCAACCAAGCUAUGACGUGGCUGGUCGGCCCAGUACUGUUGUUUAUACAGAAAAUGUGAAAGUCAAAUUUGCCUGUGAUAUGUACUACAGACUUGUGUUAAGUUCAUCAAUGACUUGUUUGCAAUCAGGCUAUUGGAGUAACAUUGAACCUCGUUGUGGUAAGUACAUUAUUUAUAUCUUUGUGUUUUAGAUGAAACGUGUAUAUGUUUCAUUUAUUAAAAACUGAAUCAUUGGAUAAUGGCAUGCUAGAGCUCUGAUUGGCUUAGCCAUCAUGGUGUUAUUGGUAUAUGAACCAUUAUACCAUGCUCUCCAAAUAAUUAUGGUAACCGUACACGUCUGCUCAAUAUUAAAAACAAGCUGAAAAUGGGCUGUUUGUACAAAUAAAGUCGGAAUGAAUUCUCGAUAUUUUGUGGGCGUUUUUAAUAAAACAAUUAGUCCACUCGCGCUUUUUGGAUAUGAGAUGAUUGUAGCCAACUCGACGCUACGCGCCUCGUUGGCUAUUUAGCAUCUCAUAUCCAACACGCCUCGUGGAAUAAUUGUUAAGUAUACAUGUACUUUAAUUGAGUAACUCAGUUUGCGUUAGAAAGAGAGAGUUACCUGUAUUUUGCAUCUGGUACGUCCUUGCCAUAUAAACGAACAUAAAAAGCAGGUAGAAAAAGGGUUCUAUCGCGGAAAAAACAAGGUCACUUUUACGACAGAUUAACUUGAACUUAAAAAAGAACGCGCUAUUGCGUUCGUGAUCCAUGAAAACUUUCAAGGAUCACGAACGCAAUCUUAGAGCCAAAGAUUAGUCAUGUUACGGACAGAAGUGUGUCAGUUAUUGACUGUUACAGCAGAUCUUUAUCAUGCCAAGCGGCCAGAUAAUCUGAGAAUCGUUUGACGUCACAAAUUAAGUAUUUGUCUUCUUACUUGUACACGAGUAUACACUUUUUGUUUGCAUUUGGAGCAGGCAUUUGAGACUGUACUUGAGGAAAUGAAGCUUGAUACAGAUUUCCCUUGAAGAAACAUUGGCUUGCACAUUGGUUAAUCUGUCGUUAUUGUAAACAGAAGUUCUAUUCAGGACUACGCUCACUCGGACGAUCGUACUCCAGCACAGGGUAACCACACAAUCCGUGUGUGUAACCGAUUGUUAUUUAAAAUAGUAAAUGUACUAGAUUUACCGUUUGCUUCACCUAUAACGAUAUACUACACGGCGAACUUAAAAUCCUUCCAAAUUGCUCAAAAAACCGCUUUUAAGGCGAAAGGACGACAAUAUACCAAAAGGUGAGGUAAUUCAACGUUUAUUUAACAUUGAUUUAUAGACAUAGCUAGUGAUAUAUCGCUAUAGGUGAAGCAAACGGUAAAUCCAGUACAUUUACUUUUUAAGUAACAAUCUGUUACACACGCAGAUUGUGUAGGUGCCCUGUGGCUCCACCAACUUAUGAAAUGACUCCUAGGUCCAAACCUUGCACAGUUUAAAGUUCUUUUAGUGACCUGGAAAAUGCCUGUUCUGUAGGCUAGGGUUGAAGGCUCAAACUACAGUGUUAAGACAGCACUGAGGUCUAUGAUCCUGAAAGGUAGCUUUUCUCUCACUACUUUUUUCAGGGCAUCCAACGACUGUUUUCUGUGAAACAUCUCUUCGGAAAAGCAAAUAUUGCCUAAAAUCUUCUGUUGGUUGAGGACGGCUAAAACUUUCUAGAAGACCGUUCCAUUUAUGUAUAAUGUUCGAAGCUUAUCUUGUAAAUUCCGUACGAUUUUCUGAAGUUAAGUCUUUCACAAUUCACUCUUCAUGUUGGGCUAUUUUCUUAGCAAAAGGAUACCCAAAAUUUUCGAAUUUUAGAAUGUGAUGGAAAGAGGAAUUAGAAAAAUGCUCAUAUUCGUAAAACGUUGAAUUUCAUUUAAAAUUUUCAGGAAAAUAAUAAUGAAACCCUUGUAAUUUCGAAAAGACUCAAGUUCCAUUAGGAUGACUGAACGGAUACAAAUAAUUGUGGCGCCGCUUAUAAUGCGAGAUCUAAAAGUAAUCUGGAUAGCCUAAAAAGUGUUUUCAAGGUAUUUAGGAGGAAACCGACGUUGGGUGCUCCUGUUUUGUAGUUAACAUUUUCUUUUUGCACAGAUAUCUCGAGAGAUUCGAACGGAUAUCCAUUCCGUUUGAACAGCUAGCUGUUGAACGGCAUACAAACGGCUGUACAUUUCAAAACGGCAAACCGUUAGGAGACAGUGUUGGAAUGAGAGGUCAUAUAUCUUUUGAAAACUGUUUUUCGUGUGAAGAUUUGACUAUUGAAACUUUCCGUCUCUAACAGUACCAUCAGCCUGUGGAAACCCUGGCAACAUAUCAAAUGGUCAUGGAACGUUUAAUAGCACAUCCUCUUCGAAUGGUCACCCAAUAUGGACAACUGUGACUUACUCCUGCAUUAGUGGAUACCAGCUUAUAGGAGUCAAGACUCGGCAGUGUCGUCCAAACGGCCAGUGGAGUGGGAUAGGAAGUCCAGUAUGCAGAGGUAACAUACCUAAUUCUCAUUGCAUCAGUCUUAUUAUGUCCUCUUAUGAUAUUAUGACAGAAGGGAAAAGUGAAAAAGGGAUUUUUCGGCCUUUGUCAUUGGUACAUGUUCACAUGAAUCGCGUAGCAAGAGAGGGUCGCAGCGCUUGAAAAAAGUCCUGUGCGUUAGAGCGAUUUUUGUAUGACCUUGAAAAAUGUUUUCGGUAAGUGUUCGUUAUUUGUUUUAUCAGCCAAUGGAUGAAAAGAUCAAAACAUGGACUCUUCGUUUUCCCGCCAAAAAAUACGCUAAUAUGGAGAAGGCAUUGUUCGAUUGGCCAAUCGUGUUGCAGUAUGACGCCAUAGCAAAGUAUCGAUUGGUUUCUAGAAAGUUCUCGGGCAUGAAGUUUUUUCACCCAAGCGUUCGCUUAACCAGCCAAAAGCCACGCGUUUGUAUCCGUUCGACUAACCAAUCAUGUCGCUCUAUUCCGUAUUUUGUUGUUGUUGUUGUUGUUUCUGUUUCGUUCGCGCGUUUUCAUUUCAAGGUCAUACGAAAAUUCGCUCUAGUUGAGAACGAGUAACAUCUCUUGCUCGGCAAGUAUCCUCCACCUCUCAUGGCUCAAGGCUCCAGUCAAGUCACCCUCCAAUCUGGGCAAGCAAUAAUGAAGACCUUUAGAUUCUAAGACGAGUACGACUAAGAGUACGAGAUUUUCUCAGUACUAAGUUGUGCUCGCGCGUGAACCAGCGCCAUUUUGGCGGGAAAACGUGAUAGCCGUCGUCAUUCUACUACCAGUUUUAGCGCGAAUGUCUUGGUGGCGGGAACAAGUUUUCAAAUGUUAGAUUUUUUAUCAUUUUGCGAUCGGGAAAGCACGUAACCUCCUUCACUAAAGAUAACAGUGCUAACUUUUCAACUAUAUGACGAAAAAUGACCCCUUUGCCCGAGCCAACAGUGCUCGCGUUCUCUCCGACCUUGGGGUGGUAACUUACUUUUGUGUGGUACAGUACAUGUACAAGAAGUUGUCAAAUCAAAUAUUAAGCAAUGAUAAAAAUGAUCAUGAUGAUGAUGAUGUUCCUGAUGAUGGUAUUCUUUUCUUGGCAGAGUCGUAUGUAACUUGCGGAUCGCCAAGAAAGAUCCCUCACGGCCAAUACAAACAUGUCAAGCUAACCUAUAAAGUGAAUGUCCGCGUUGAUUUCUUUUGUGAGCCAGAAUAUUUUCGUUGGGGUGCAGCUUCUUUUCGGUGUACCGCUAUACCAGGUACCCUAAAAGGCUACUGGCGGGAGGUGUGUGACGAUCAGUUUUCCGAUUAUUCAUGCCGCGUUGGAGGAAGCACUCAAUGUCUCCCACCUACUAAAUAUGGAGAGAAAUGUGAGGAAAGCGGUGGUCACGUACCAGGAAAUGGCGGAACCGUCUGUGUUAAAGGUAGGUACAGUAACUUUACCCUUGUUGUGAGGUUGUGCCCAGGCGGCGGGGGAGUGUUGGAGAUGAUCAAAAGGGGGCAAAAAUCUUCACCCCUCCCCUUCAAAUAAAAUCUUUAGGGUUUUUAACAGCUGAAAUUCCUAAUUUCGAAAUUUUCUAUCAGAAUUUUAAAUAUAUUACACACAAGAACAUGGAAACUGGACGUUUGUAGAUACUCAUACACCGUAUCUUUUCCUCAUCUUGUAGUUUAGAACAACGCGGGCGGCACGUGCGUGCUGAUGCCGCUGAUGCCGUACUACGCCAAUCCAAAUUGUCUCACCCAAGAAAAUCCCGGUUCGGAUAAAUUCAAGCCCCAAAAAUCAUUUGGUGAUCCCUCCGUUUACUCGGAGUAUCCUGCCCUGGAAGGUCGUGCUUGAGCUUAAGACGGUGAUUUGGGAGUCGAAAAACGAAUAAGCGGAAACCAUAUUAAAUGGACACGAGGACCAGGAGGCCAAAUUUUUACCUCCUAUAGUGGCCAUUUUAUCUUUUGUAUCUUAUGGUGUGAACAUGCAUUCAAAUGAAACCUCUUUAGGAUUACUUUUACUUGGUGAUGAAAGAAGAAUCUUUGGUUACUUUUAGCGUAGACUCUUUUUUUUUGUUUUUGUUUGUCUCACUCAGAUCGGCGUUCCAUUUUAUACUUUAUACCACUGCAUGAGAAAUUUCUGCAAUUUGAUUGGCUUAGAGCAGUGGUAUUUCAGCUUAAUUUGAAAUACCUACAUGUGAAAAUUACAAACCCCUUGUGGGUAGUAGUAUAAACAAAUAAUAGCAUGAUUUGUACGUGAUAUAUGGCAUAAAUACCACCCGGGAUAUUUCAAAAUUGUCUCAAAUUUCACUCACCUAACGGCUCGUGAAAUUACGUAUAACAAUUUUGAAAUAUCACUUAUGGUAUUUAUGCCAAAUAUCACUACAAAUCACCUUAUUACCUAUACUAAUUGUAAACGAACUUUAUAUCCAUUAAGCAAUCAAAAAAUUCAAAUCUCACCUUGAAAUGGUUUAUUCCAAAAUAAGAGACGUCUGCGCGGUUUUGUUUUUCAGCAUUUUACAAAAUAAAAUUUAGCCACUUUGAACGUGAAAGGAUUAACGCGACUUUCGCUGUGUUAACAACUAUCGUCAUUUUUAUAUUUCAGGAACAUCUGGCUCGACUACGACUGACAAUUUAGUCUCUAUCAAAUCUGGUGAUAAUGAACUGGAUAAAAUGACGAUUGUUGUUGCGACCGCUGGUUCCACUCUCGGUGCUUUAGUAGUGUUGUUGACAGCUUUAGUUUGUUUUCGGCGCUUUCACCGGAGUCGGCGUUUCCGACACUCGGCGUUUAGAAGCCGACGUUAUAGCGACGACGACCGAAUUGCGAUAAUUGCUGCAUACACCGGAGACGUGCACUUCAUUCUGCCGUCCUACGACGAAGCCAUGAGCCAAGUGCAAAGCUCACCGCCAUCUUUUGAAUCUGUUGUAGAGAAUAGACAAGAAGGGGGAAAUCAAAUUGCGUCGAACGCUAACAGCCAGUCUGUAGAUACUAACGAAAGAAAUAUCGCUGCUAACGGAACAGACGGCGCUUCCGAGGUCAGCCGUCCCGCAGCGAGUGUUCCCGAAGGAGGCCCGAGCACAGGCGAAGAACGACUGAUAAACAUCGUGAACAAUCCGUUAGCUGAUAGUUCACGUGAAAGUAGUGAAACUACAAGUAUUAAUCACUCUGAUAAUGUUUUGCUCCCGGUUGAGGAUCGUAUAGCUGAUAACGACUCUUCGCCUAAUCUUUGUUCGGAGAACCUCCCGAGCAGUUCGUCGGAGGACGAUCUUACCUCCAGCCAGACACAGCCGUUGCUUGGCAACAGGGCGAGAGGUGUCAUGGUGUAA